CGGGGCCGCGAGCGGCAUGGAGGAGGCGGAGGCCGCGCCGCGCCGGGCCGAGCCGUGCGGGCCCAGCGGGGGCCCCAGCGGGGGCCGGGCCUCCUGAGCCAUUCCUGAAGGAAUGGGUUGGCCGGGACGGUGGUGACCCUCCAAUCAGGCAUGGACGACUGGAAGCCCAGCCCCCUCAUCAAGCCCUUUGGGGCUCGGAAGAAGCGGAGCUGGUAUCUUACUUGGAAGUAUAAACUGACCAACCAGCGGGCCCUGCGGAGAUGCUGUCAGACAGGCGCUGUGCUUUUCCUACUGGUGACCGUCAUUGUCAACAUCAAGUUGAUCCUGGACACGCGGCGAGCAAUCAGCGAGGCCAGUGAAGACCCAGAGCCGGAACAAGACUAUGAUGAGGCGCUGGGCCGAUUGGAGCCCCCACGGCGCAGAGGCAGUGGCCCCCGACGGGUCCUGGAUGUGGAGGUAUACUCAAGCCGCAGCAAAGUGUAUGUGGCAGUGGACGGCACGACGGUGCUGGAGGAUGAGGCCCGGGAGCAGGGCCGGGGCAUCCAUGUCAUCGUCCUCAACCAGGCCACGGGCCAUGUGAUGGCAAAGCGUGUGUUUGACACAUACUCGCCUCAUGAGGAUGAAGCCAUGGUUCUCUUCCUCAACAUGGUGGCGCCUGGCCGCGUGCUCAUCUGCACUGUCAAGGACGAGGGCUCCUUCCACCUCAAGGACACAGCCAAGGCUCUGCUGAGGAGCCUAGGCAGCCAGGCCGGCCCUGCCCUGGGCUGGAGGGACACCUGGGCCUUCGUGGGACGCAAAGGAGGUGCCGGCACCACAGCCAUCCACCCUGUAGAAUUAAGGGCCUGGGAGGAGCAGAGCCCCAGGACUUGGGGGCGGGGGGCGAGGGGCAAAUCGGAGCCAGUGGCGGUGGGCGGGAUGAAAGUGGGCAGGGCGCUGGGAAGAAGCUCCAGACCUGGAGCCUGGGCUCGCAUUGCGCCUCAUUCCUGCCCCCUGCCAGGUCCUGUCCUCGGGGAGAAACAUUCGAAGUCACCCGCCCUCUCCUCCUGGGGGGAUCCAGUCCUGCUGAAGACAGAUGUGCCCCUGAGCUCCGCCGAAGAGGCAGAGUGCCACUGGGCAGACACAGAGCUGAACCGUCGCCGCCGCCGCUUCUGCAGCAAAGUCGAGGGCUAUGGGAGUGUGUGCAGCUGCAAGGACCCCACACCCAUCGAGUUCAGCCCUGACCCACUUCCAGACAACAAGGUUCUCCACGUGCCCGUGGCCGUCAUCGCCGGAAACCGGCCCAAUUACCUGUACAGGAUGCUGCGCUCUCUGCUCUCAGCCCAGGGGGUGUCGCCCCAGAUGAUAACAGUUUUCAUCGACGGCUACUACGAGGAGCCGAUGGACGUGGUGGCGCUCUUUGGUCUGCGGGGCAUCCAGCACACUCCCAUCAGCAUCAAGAACGCCCGUGUGUCCCAGCACUACAAGGCCAGCCUCACUGCCACUUUCAACCUGUUUCCGGAAGCCAAAUUUGCUGUGGUUCUGGAAGAGGAUCUGGACAUUGCUGUAGAUUUUUUCAGUUUCCUGAGCCAAUCCAUCCACCUGCUGGAGGAGGACGACAGCCUGUACUGUAUCUCUGCCUGGAAUGACCAGGGGUAUGAACACACCGCGGAGGACCCAGCGCUGCUGUACCGCGUGGAGACCAUGCCUGGGCUGGGCUGGGUGCUCAGGAAGUCCUUGUACAAGGAGGAGCUUGAGCCCAAGUGGCCCACACCGGAAAAGCUCUGGGACUGGGAUAUGUGGAUGCGGAUGCCGGAGCAGCGCCGAGGCCGGGAGUGCAUCAUCCCCGACGUGUCCCGCUCCUACCACUUCGGCAUCGUCGGCCUCAACAUGAAUGGCUACUUCCACGAAGCCUACUUCAAGAAGCACAAGUUCAACACCGUUCCAGGUGUCCAGCUCAGGAACGUGGACAGUCUAAAGAAGGAAGCUUACGAAGUGGAGGUUCACAGACUGCUCAGUGAAGCUGAGGUUCUGGACCACAGCAAGAACCCGUGUGAAGACGCUUUCCUGCCAGACACAGAAGGCCACACCUACGUGGCCUUUAUCCGAAUGGAGAAGGAUGACGACUUCACCACCUGGACCCAGCUUGCCAAGUGCCUCCAUAUCUGGGACCUGGAUGUGCGCGGCAACCACCGGGGCCUGUGGAGGUUGUUUCGGAAGAAGAACCACUUCCUGGUGGUGGGGGUCCCAGCCUCCCCUUACUCGAUGAAGAAGCCACCGUCUGUCAUCCCCAUUUUCUUGGAGCCACCCCCAAAGGAGGAGGGAGCCCCAGGAGCUGCAGAACAGACAUGAGACCUCCUCCAGGACCCUGCAGGGCUGGGUACCGUGUACCCCCAGGCAGGCUAGCCCUUCACCCCAUCCUGUAGGAUUUUGUAGACACUGGCAGGGGUUGGGGCUGGUUUGUUUUUAACAUGAGACUUAAUUACUAACUCCCAGGGGAGGGUUCCCUGCUCCAACGCCCCUGUUCCUGAGUUGGAGGUCUAUUUAUUUCCUUCCUUGCUGGGACGGGGCAGGAUAGUACCUGGGCAUCCCUGGGGUCCCUGGGCAGCUGAUCCUGCCCUUUGUAUACUCCCCGCUCCCAGGCCUGGCUCAGAAUCUAACCUAUUUAUUGACUGUCCUGAGGGCCUCGGACACAGGCUGAAGCCUGGAGGGCCUCGAUUCCUUUCUGGACCGGGGUGCUGCCCUGAGGGUGGGGCUGGCUCUUACUCAGGAAACUGCUGUGCCCAACCCAUGGGCAGGCUGCUGGGGCCCACCUGCUGGGGCAGACUCACUCAGAGACCCUCAGACACUGAACCAGGCCUCUUCUCAGCCUCCUCUUUGUCCAGAUUUCCAAAGCUGGAUAAGGGGGUCCUUGAUUAAAAAAGGAGAAAAGCUC
This is a messenger RNA of Sus scrofa (pig), 2911 nucleotides long. Lineage: Eukaryota; Metazoa; Chordata; Mammalia; Artiodactyla; Suidae. The record is from RefSeq and is a predicted model, not a curated record.